Molecule: messenger RNA, 635 nt
Organism: Homarus americanus (American lobster)
Lineage: Eukaryota; Metazoa; Arthropoda; Malacostraca; Decapoda; Nephropidae
Product: cuticle protein AMP1A-like
Exons: 3
Coding region: 3-464 (153 amino acids)
Cellular component (GO): chitin-based extracellular matrix
Molecular function (GO): structural constituent of chitin-based larval cuticle
Source: RefSeq, a predicted model, not a curated record
GGAUGGCAGAAGCAUCAGUUGUUUGCUGCUCCUCCGAAAUGCAAUUUGUGGUUCUCGCCCUCUUGGCCACAGUGGCCACCGCCGCUCCCCAGUACUCCGCUCCUGCCCCUGCUCCACGCUACGGUGAUUCCAGCGAGGAGGUCCCCAUUAUCAGGCACGACUUUGUACAGGGUGACUAUGGCGGCUACCAACUUGAUAUGGAGACCGGCAACGGCAUUAAGGUCUCAGAGUCUGGCGCUCCCGGAGCCGAAGGUGCCAUCGCCAGCUCUGGAUCUUACUCCUACACUGCUCCUGACGGCACCCCAGUUCAUGUGACGUUCGUCGCCGACGAGAACGGCUACCAGCCCCAGUCUGACCUGCUGCCAGUGGCUCCCGCCUUCCCCCACCCAAUCCCUCAGUUCGUGCUGGACCAGAUCGCCUUCGCUGCUACAGAGGAACCUCGCCGCUACAGCUACGAUGACUAAAGUAAAAGUUAAUGAGUACAAUAUUACAACCUCCAGUCUAUGUGGUGCUCUCUGAUAUGUGAAAAUAAAAUGAUUGUACAAGAGUCGUGCUUCAGUGUCUGAAGGCGGCAAGUGCGUAUGCUUAAUUUAUUUGUAUGAUUUUAUUGAAUCAAUAUAUAAACAGAAAAGAAA